Molecule: messenger RNA, 848 nt
Organism: Myxocyprinus asiaticus (Chinese sucker)
Lineage: Eukaryota; Metazoa; Chordata; Actinopteri; Cypriniformes; Catostomidae
Gene: tmem220
Product: transmembrane protein 220
Exons: 6
Coding region: 116-610 (164 amino acids)
Source: RefSeq, a predicted model, not a curated record
UUUAGUGCAGCAGUGCGUCAUAUCCUGGAGGCUGCACAAGCGAUAAAGUUCAGUUUGUUUAGACUGAGCAUGAUUAUUGCGAUUAAAAUAUUAUAACAAAUGCUAAACGGGCCAAAUGACGAACGUCGGGUUUUCUCAGAUCAUCUGGAGAGUUUGUAAUUUAUUCAUGUCAGUGUUUUUCUCGCUGGCAUCUUAUGUGCAAAUAAAUGACCCAGAUGCAGUUUUGUGGAUGGUUGCUUAUGCUAUUCCAGCUGGAUUGUGUUUUCUGAUUUGCUGUCAACAACAAAUCACAGAGACAUUAUUUUGGAGGAGAACUGCUGAUCUUUAUGUUCUUGUAUCCACUACUUUUGUGUUCAUACUGGGCUGGAAUCUUUAUAAAGUGGGAAUUACUGACAUUUUCCAACAAGAGGAAGGAAGGGAAUGUUCUGGACUCCUGCUCACAGUGUUCUGGCUGCUGCUGUGUAGACAUUCAGGAAGGAGUGCUGUUGGCUCUUUCAGACUGUGCACUGCUGUGGGAGUCACUGUGUUUCCAUUCAUCACAUGGAUUUAUUACUACAUGAACACAGAGAUGAGAAAAGACUGGCCUGAACACUGCACAACUGCACUCUGAUGAACCAGCUCAUGGACAAAAACAAAACAUAAAACGCUUGUAAACAUUCUCUCUUAUCUAGCUCAUUCUUGACUGCUCUAGUAGAGUUAUUCUAGUUAAUUGAAUGUUUCGGUUCAAUCCGAUUUUUGGUCAUUGUGAUGUGAUGCAGUUUCAAUAAAUGGAAAAAUGUAAUCAUAAAGAGAAUAUAGAUACAGUAUGUCUGCAAAUCUGAUCAUAUUUACAAAUAUGAUUCACCACA